AAGAGCCAGGUCCAUUUAAAGUUGCUGGCGGAGAGCUGUUCCCAUUGGCUGGGGGGAGCUGGAGGAGCGGAGACACACACGGUGCGUGCAGCCCUCGCUGCCGCCGCCGCUGCUGCCGCCGGAGCCGCCGCCGCUGCUGGAGUUGUCCCUGCCGCUUUCCCUGCUGCAGCGGCACAAACGUGACUUCCAACGUCCCGGUUAUUUAUCUUCUCCUCCCGGCCCCUUUCCUCCUCCAAGAUGUAACUACAGCUCUGACACUAAGGACCUGCAGAUCGCUUAGGCGGCUUGAGAAAGAGAAAAGGGGAUAUCAAGGGCGUCGUUUUUUGUGUUUAGGGGGAAAUUUUCCAUUAUAAUGCUUCACUAAAGUGAUUUUUUUUUGUUUCCUUCGCAUUCGUCUUUUUUAUUUUUUUUUCUUCCGUCCCCCAUUUCUCGGAUUUAUUGCUAGGAGAAUCACAUUGUGAGGAAAGAAACUCGGAUUACAAGAUACCACUACAAACAACCCCCUCCCCCCUGGAUUUUUUCGGUAUUUUUUAUUUUUUUUUUUAAUUGUCUCGGCUUUAAUUCAUGAAGCAAUUGUCCCCUUUUGCAAUCAGAAUUUGGAUACCAGAAUGAGCAAAGAAAGACCCAAGAGGAAUAUAAUUCAAAAGAAAUACGAUGACAGUGAUGGGAUUCCCUGGUCAGAGGAGAGGGUGGUGCGGAAGGUCCUUUAUUUAUCACUGAAGGAGUUCAAGAAUGCACAGAAGCGGCAGCACAGCGAUGGCAUUAGCGGGAGCCUCAAGGCAGUGAACGGACUUCUCACUAAUGGCCAAUCUAAAGGAUUAGGACCGGGAUCAGAACAGCUGGAGAAUGAGAAGGACGAUGCAUCGCAAGUGUCCUCAACAAGCAACGAUGUUAGUUCUUCAGAUUUUGAAGAAGGGCCCUCAAGGAAAAGGCCAAGGCUGCAAGCACAAAGGAAGUUUGCUCAGUCCCAGCCAAACAGUCCCAGCACAACUCCAAUAAAGAUAGUGGAGCCAUUGUUACCCCCUCCUGCCACUCAGAUUUCUGACCUCUCCAAAAGGAAGCCCAAGACAGAAGAUUUUCUCACUUUCCUCUGUCUUCGAGGUUCUCCAGCCCUGCCCAGCAACAUGGUAUAUUUUGGAAGCUCUCAGGAUGAUGAGGAUGAAGAAGAGGAGGAGGAGGAGACAGAGGACACAAAAACAGCCACAAACAAUGCUUCAUCAUCAUGCCAGUCAACCCCUAGGAAAGGAAAAACGCAUAAACACGUACCAAAUGGGCAAGUUUUCAAUGGGUCCAGCAAAUCAUCGAAGGAGAAAGAACCUGCUCAGAAACACAAAAGCAAAGAGGCCACCCCAGGGAAGGAGAGGAACAGCGAACAUAAGGCUGAGAGUCGAAAAGACCAGGCUGCUGCUAAUCACCACGCUACUACAAACACUGGCUCCUCUACGAAAGGGCUCACGGCUAACAACCACCACACUCUUCACAGAUCGGCUCAGGACUUAAGGAAACAGGUUUCUAAAGUCAACGGGGUCACUCGAAUGUCAUCUCCGAGUGCAAAUGCAGCCAGUGCCAAAAAGAUGAGAGAAGUCAGACCUUCACCGUCCAAAACUGUGAAGUACACUGCAACAGUGACAAAGGGAACUGUCACAUACACCAAAGCCAAGAAAGAACUGGUCAAGGAAACCAAACUAAAUCACCACAAACCCAGUUCACCUGUCAACCACACAAUCUCAGGGAAAAUAGAAAGUAGCAAUGCAAAAACCCGCAAACAGGUGCUAUCCCUUGGAGCAUCCAAGUCUAACAAUACCGCUGUUAAUGGUGUAAAAGUCAAUGGCAAGUUGAACCAAAAGACAUGCACUAAGGAGGUGGGGAGACAGUUAAGGGAGGGGCUGCGCAACUCGAAGAGGAGGCUGGAAGAGACGAAUCACAUAGACAAAAUACAGUCGCCCACCAAGAGAAUGAAAGGGGCCGUCGGCUUGGCAGAAGCUGCCAGCAAAAAGGCAGCAGUAGAAAAGCCUUUGCUCAAUGGACACCUUAGAAAGGAAGUGCCAGAGAAGAGUUUGGAAAGGAAUAGGCCGAAAAGAGCCACUGCUGGAAAGAGUACGCCAGGGAAACAAGCACAUGGCAAAACUGAAAAUGCCUCCUGUGAAAAUCGUUCUACCUCUCAAGCGGAGUCCUUGCACAAGCCACAAGACUCAAUGGGAAAGCACGAAAAGGGCAGUAGUAAGUCUGGGUGGGGGAUGCUGGGGGAGAUUCCCAUCCUUAGGCCCUCCACCAAGGAAUUUCAUGACCCACUGAUAUACAUUGAGUCAGUCCGAGCUCAGGUAGAGAAGUAUGGGAUGUGCAGGGUGAUUCCUCCUCCAGACUGGAGACCUGAGUGCAAGCUAAACGAUGAAAUGCGGUUUGUGACACAGAUUCAGCACAUACACAAGCUAGGCAGGCGCUGGGGACCCAACGUGCAGCGGCUGGCCUGUAUCAAGAAGCACCUCAAAUCUCAGGGCAUUACCAUGGAUGAACUCCCACUCAUAGGAGGCUGCGAGCUCGACCUGGCCUGCUUCGUCCAGCUGAUCAACGAGAUGGGGGGGAUGCAACAAGUGACUGACCUCAAGAAAUGGAACAAGCUGGCAGACAUGCUGCGCAUCCCCAAAACUGCACAGGACAGGCUGGCCAAGCUACAAGAAGCCUACUGCCAGUACUUGCUCUCCUAUGACUCCCUCUCCCCUGAGGAGCACAAGAAACUGGAGAAGGAGGUCUUGCUGGAAAAGGAAAUCCUGGAGAAGAGGAAAGGACCUUUGGAGGGACAUUCAGAGAAUGCCUACAAGUUCCAUUCCUUGCCCCGGUUUGAGCCCAAAAACGGACUCAUCAAUGGCGUGGUUCACAAAAAUGGCUUCCGCAACAAGUUAAAAGAGGUCGAUGUCCCACUGAAGACGGGCAGGCGGCGGCUCUUUGCUCAGGAAAAGGAGACCACGAAGGAGGACGACGAGGAGGAGGAGGAGGAGGGAGUUCUUAGCGACUUACACAAGUGUAUAUACAAGGGUAGGUCUGUUUCUUUAACAACCUUCUACCGAACAGCAAGAAACAUCAUGAACAUGUGCUUCACAAAGGAGCCUACAGUAGCUGAAGUAGAGCAAGAAUACUGGCGGAUAGUGGAACAGAAAGAUUGCCAUGUAGCAGUGCAUUGUGGAAAAGUAGAUACCAACACCCACGGGAGUGGUUUUCCUGUGGGAAAAUCUGAACCAUUUUCAAGGCAUGGGUGGAACCUCACAGUCCUUCCUAAUAAUACAGGAUCCAUCCUGCGACAUCUUGGUGCUGUGCCUGGAGUGACAAUUCCUUGGCUAAAUAUUGGCAUGGUCUUUUCUACCUCAUGCUGGUCUCGAGACCAAAAUCACCUUCCAUACAUUGACUACUUACACACUGGUGCUGAUUGCAUUUGGUAUUGCAUUCCUGCUGCGGAGGAGAACAAACUUGAUGAUGUGGUACAUACCCUGCUGCAAGCCAAUGGCACUCCAGGGCUGGAAAUGCUUGAAAGUAAUGUCAUGAUCUCCCCAGAGGUCUUGUGCAAGGAGGGGAUCAGGGUGCACCGUACUGUACAGCAGAGCGGGCAGUUUGUUGUCUGUUUUCCUGGAUCCUUUGUGUCCAAAGUAUGUUGUGGCUAUAGUGUUUCCGAAUCGGUGCACUUUGCUACCACCCAGUGGACAAGUAUGGGCUUUAAAACAGCCAAGGAAAUGAAGCGGCGCCGUAUAGCCAAACCAUUUUCAAUGGAAAAGUUGCUUUAUCAGAUUGCAACAGCAGAAGCAAAGAAAGAAAACGGACCGACUCUGAGUACAAUAUCAUCGCUCCUGGGAGAGCUCAGGGACACGGAGCUGAGGCAGCGGCGGCAGCUGUACGAGGCCGGUCUCCACUCCUCGGCGCGCUACGGCAGCCACGACAGCAGCGGCGCCAGCGUGGAUGGCAAGAAAAAGCCUCGAAAGUGGUUGCAGUUAGAAACGUCAGAGAGGAGGUGUCAGAUUUGUCAGCACCUCUGCUAUCUUUCCAUGGUUGUACAGGAGAAUGAAAACGUUGUCUUCUGCUUGGAGUGUGCCCUGCGGCACGUGGAGAAGCAGAAGUCAUGCCGGGGGCUGAAGAUGAUGUACCGCUACGAUGAGGAACAAAUAAUCAGUCUUGUCAAUCAAAUCUGUGGAAAAGUAUCUGGUAAAAAUGGCAGCAUUGAGAACUGUAUCAGCAAGCCUACACCAAAAAGAGGACCUCGUAAGAGAGCAACAGUGGACGUGCCAUCAUCUAGGCUUUCAUCCUCCAGUUCAUCCAAAAGUGCUUCAAGUUAAUCCUGAAGAUGCCAACACUCUCAUUUUGUCAAUUUAUAUAUAUUUUUUGUAAUUAUUAUACCAUAGUUUGGAGUACUUGCUGUAGAAUACAAGCUGUCUUUGCACUAGCUCUAAAGAAGAUUUUCUUCUGGUUUUAGAGAACUAAUUUUGUUUUAGCAUUAAACUGUUGAACUUUUUUUUUUUUUUGUACUUAGACUAGAUAGAUACAGCAGUCUGAUUUUUUUAAACUGCCGUAUGUUCACUGUUUUAAAACCGGCAAGGGGCUGAUAAAAUAUGAAUUUGUAUUGUCCCUAUGGCUGAAAAAAUAAAAAGCCUUUUGGUAACUGUGAAAAAAAGGCUUUUAACCCAUUUUUUGACUAGGUUAAAGUUUGAUGUGUUUUAUAAUUUGUUCUCCGGUCAUGUGAGCAGAUUUUUCUAGAGAGAAAAGGGAUAGGAGACAAAAACUUGAAAGAAAUUGCUUUACUUUGGCUGUCUUUUAUUCUGUCACAGCAAGAUGAGUUUUGUAAUUUUUUAAAUUGGAGAAUACACACUUUCUUUGGGAGGUUAUGGCAGCUGAAGAUGGACUUUGUUUCCUAACUGUAGGCAAAAGGAGGAGAUUUGGAGUAUGUUCUCUUUUACCAGCACAUCACUAUGCAUCUGUUUUGAGGGGAAAAAAUAAAAAAAAAUAAAAAUAAAAAAAAAA
Passer domesticus (house sparrow) is the source of this 5001-nucleotide messenger RNA. It is a transcript of the gene JARID2, whose product is annotated as jumonji and AT-rich interaction domain containing 2. Gene Ontology annotation, molecular function: DNA binding. The record is from RefSeq and is a predicted model, not a curated record. Gene Ontology annotation, cellular component: nucleus; chromatin. The coding region runs from base 609 to 4319 and encodes 1236 amino acids. Lineage: Eukaryota; Metazoa; Chordata; Aves; Passeriformes; Passeridae. Gene Ontology annotation, biological process: chromatin remodeling; regulation of gene expression. The transcript has 18 exons.